GAAACAUUGAGAGUCAAUGUUAAAGUGUAGAAACAGAAGCGGAAGGAAACGAGGCAGAUGCUGCAGCAGCUGAGCAGCUCAUGCCAACAACAUGGACGAUGACCAAACAUAUGACGAUGGAGAAAGUGUGUUUCCCCCCGAGGUGAAGCUGGAAAGGGCCAGGAGAAGAAGCACCUAUGUGGACUUCAGUGAUCGGCUUGUGGCAGUCAGAGAUUAUCGCUUUCUCAAACCAAAACUGAAUCCGGACAAAAUCAUUAAGGGCAAAGCUGCAGAGCAUUUUAGAAGAGGAAAAUGGGCGAUGGAGAGGUUCCAGUAUGAGGAGGCUGUGCUGUGCUUCACCAAAGCCAUCUACCUGCAGCCUAAACAGAUUGAGCUGUAUGUGAGCCUGGGCGAUGCUUUCAUUCAGCUGUGUGACUUCCAGUCUGCAGCCGACUCUUACAAUCAGGCCAGUUUUCUGGAGCCGGGAGCUUUCAACGCUCGACUGGCCUUCAUCUACUACAUGCAGGCUCAGUGUCUGUUCGACCGCGGCCUCUUCCAGGAGGCGCUGGACGUGUUCGGGAAAGCUGCCGAGCUGAAGCCGGAGGCCGCCUACGCCUUCAGAAUCAGAAGCCUGGCCUGCCUGGCAGCCGCAGGGCGACACAGCGACUGUCUGAAGGAACUGGACCUCAUCAUCGCAGAGGGUCCGACUGCCGAGCUUCACGUCUUCAGAGCCAGAGUUUACAAGACCAUGAACCAGACAACCCGUUGCAUCCAAGACGUGCGGUCAGCGCUGAAGUUGGACCCGGGCUGCCGGGAGGCCAGAGCGAUGCAGCAGCACCUGAUGGAGGCCUGCGAGGAGAACAGGCAGCAGGCGGUGAUCCGGAUGCUGUCAGGCCAGCUGCAGGAGGCGCUCUGCCUGAUCAACGCCGCCCUGGAGAGCAACCCGGAGAAUGGACAGCUCUACCUGUUCAGAGGGAUUCUGUACCGACGUCUGAAGGAGUUCAUCUCGGCCAUCGAGGAUCUGGUCCUGGCUGCUGAGCUCUGCGAGCCGAAGGAGGAGGAGAGAAAGGAGAGCAGCCCUGAACUGAAGGAGGUGCAGCUGCAGCUGGCUCUCACCUACAACGACUUCGCCGUCCAGUGCUUCAGCAGAGGCCUCUACGACGAGGCGCUCCUGCUUCUCAACAAGGCCAUCAAGGAGGACAAGAACCUGGGCGGCCUGUACCUGAACCGAGGAGACUGUUUCUUCAGGCAGGCCGACUGGUGUUACGCUCUGCUGGACUACCAGCAGGCCGAGGAGAUGCUGAGUCCCAACGAACCGGCGCUGAGGCUCCGCCUGGCCAUCAUUCACAGCACUCUGGGCUCCUUCUGCUUCCAGGACUGGUACUUCCAGGACGCAGCCGACAUGUUUUCCUUGGCCAUCACGUACAACCCGACCACCAGUCAGUACUAUGAGUACCGGUCGAAGGCGCUGCGCCGGAUCCAGGACCUGAGGGGCGCCAGAGAGGACCUGAUCCGCCUGCUGAUCCUGGACCCCGACAACGAGGAGAUCCCCCCGAUGAUGAUGAACCUGUUCCCCGGCAGCACCGUGACCCAGGUUCUGUCCAGCACCAAGGGGCAGUCGCUCCGAGACGAGCUGGAGGAAACCAUCCGGGUCUGGGACUCUUCUUCUGAUCCAGAGAAGAGCCUGGAAGAGAGUCUGACCGGCCUGAGUUUGAGCAGUGAGGACCCAGAGGGCGAAGCGUUGAGCCUGUCUGAAGCUGCUCAGGAGCUCCGCCUGUGUGUGAGCAGGAAGGACCUGCAGAACGCAGCCAAGGCCCUCCUGCAGGUGGACGAGGCCGUGGAGUCCUUCAUCCCCGUCUGUCCGGUCCUGCGCCAGAGCAGCAAUAGCGCCUCACAGUGUCCACCAACAGCAAGCGCAUCUACUCUUCCACUGCCAGAAAAUCUGAGCUGCCUGGGGUUUGAAAAAUAACACCAGCGUUCAUGUCCACUCCUAAUCUGUUGUUAGAUUCUCUGUUUUUACGUUUCUACUUCCUUAAGAUCAUCCAGUAAUAACCCAAUAAAACUACUGUAGUGUUUCCAUUUUAGAGAUAUAUUAAUCCAGCCACAAAGCCAAAAACACAAAAGUCAAAUAAUGUAGUGAAAGAAACCAACAGCAUUUCUGAGUCCAGCUGUAAUGCAGCGUUUAGUCCAGCAGGUGGCAGCAGAGCCACAGUGUGAGUCAGUCAGCUGUAAUUUUAUUGUUUUAUUGUUUUAUUUAACUUGGAGAUUGAAUUUAAAACUGUUCUGCUCAACAUGGUUGUAUAAAAACACACUAUGAAAUAAAAAGAUAUUCAACAAUAUUAAAAUAAUAAUUAGACUGUUGAGAAAAAUUCUCCAAAAGCCUUAAAAUAAAAUAAAUAAAGCAGGUUCUUUGCUUCUAAUGUGAAUAAAUUUAUGACCUGUGAUGAAAAUCCUAGUAUAAUUAUUAUUUUAAAUAAAUUAACAGUUGCUAUUUAUUGACACACCUUUAUUGUAAAUGAAGAGUAAAAUUGUAUUUUAGCUUAAAAUGAUCAAAUAUUUCAAAUCUGUCAUUUAUGACUGUUUUUAACUGGACUGUUAAUAUGAAACAAAAGCUGAUUUUUCUGUCACUUUUUAAAAUAGGAAAGACAAGAGAACAUGUAGGUAAAGUGAAAAGCUGAGUAAUAAUUUAAAAGUUUGAAACCAGGAAGGAUGAGGAGCUUUUUGUAUUUAUCUUCUUGUCCUU
Molecule: messenger RNA, 2722 nt
Organism: Poeciliopsis prolifica (blackstripe livebearer)
Lineage: Eukaryota; Metazoa; Chordata; Actinopteri; Cyprinodontiformes; Poeciliidae
Product: tetratricopeptide repeat protein 16-like
Exons: 13
Coding region: 92-1948 (618 amino acids)
Molecular function (GO): protein binding
Source: RefSeq, a predicted model, not a curated record